AUUUGCACGUUGAACGUAGUUCGACAAUUUAUUUGUGUUUACACGCUUAUUUGACUUUAAAUGCAAAUUUCUUUUGUGUACGUAGUGCGCAAACAACAUAACAAUUUGUUUUGACAUUUUGAAAUCACAACGUAGUUGUGAAAUUUAAGGAAUUAGUGUUUUUUAUAAUUGCCACACGUGGUGGGGCUUUCAAUAUGGCGGAUGCGAAACGGGACCCGAAGGACCCGAAAGAAAAGUCAGAUAUUACUGGACAGUUUAAGGAAAAUAAAAAAGGAAAACAACCGGCGAGAAAGGACGUGAAUCCGUCCGCCUCUACAAGCAAAUCGCCGUCGGCGAAUGAAAAUUCGUCAGAAGAAUUGAUUUCGAUUUUACAGGCCAUGAGGGCCGAGCAGGUAACGACUAAUAAAAAAUUAGAAUCGUAUGAACGUAGAUUGACUCAAAUUGAAAAUUAUGAGGAAGAGUUUGAAAACUAUGAACAGUAUGAAGACGAGACAUAUAGUGAAUCAGGUGAUGGUUCAAAUAAGAGGGGUUUAGAUGAAAGAAAUGUUGAGGGUAGCCGUUUUGCCUCGUUAGCCAAAAGAUUUAAAAGUGUUGAGGUGUGUGACAGUGAACUAGACCCAGUGCUUGCCUCAAACAUAAAUGAACUAUUUACGAAUGGCAUGGAAGAGGAGCAAUAUAGCCAGAUGACGAGAGAUGAUGUGAAUGCACGUCCUUCAAAUUGUGAAAAUUUGGUUACUGUAAAACUAAAUCAAUUAGUUUGGGAUAUCGUUUCACCAACAGCCCGUUCAAGGGAUAAGAAAUUACAAACUUUAGAAACAAGUGUUGUUAAAGCUGCCGUUAUUUUGGCAAAGACUGUUGAUAAAGCAGCAAAGUUAGAAAAGGAUUUAGUUGGUUCUUGGAAGGAAGGUUGCGAGAUGGACUCUCUUAUUGAUGGAUGUAAUGAUUCUUUGGCUCUUCUUGGACAUGCAAACAGGCAGGUGAACAUGUUACGUAGAGAUCUGCUGAAACCUGAAAUGAGAAAUGAAUAUGCACAUUUAUGUACACAUUCGCUGCCAUAUACGAAUCAAUUGUUUGGAGACGAUGUCUCCAAGACAGCUAAAGAAAUCGAGGAGUGUUCCAGGAUUGGGCACAGGUUACAAUAUGGUCCAUCGCGGGGAAGUUACCGUGGCAGGCCAGGUUUUCGACCAAGAAUCAGAGGUGGCUUUAGUCGAGGUGGCUUCCGUGGUCGUGGUAGUUAUGGUACUGGAGAAUUUACCCAGCAGGGGUCAAAAAACUUCCAGCGCCGAGGAGGGAACAAGAAGAUGUAAGCUUAAAGUGUUGUAAGUCGCUGCAUUCGAAAGAUACAGACAGACAGGGCAAAAGCUGUUAUCAUAGCCCCAUUGUGGCCAACACAAGCAUGGUUUUCUUUACUAAUGAAAAUUCUAGUCGAUCUCCCAGUGAUUUUACCAAGGACA
Messenger RNA from Ruditapes philippinarum (Manila clam), 1454 nucleotides. RefSeq lists its product as uncharacterized. The coding region runs from base 195 to 1307 and encodes 370 amino acids. The transcript is spliced from 2 exons. Lineage: Eukaryota; Metazoa; Mollusca; Bivalvia; Venerida; Veneridae. The record is from RefSeq and is a predicted model, not a curated record.